Sclerotinia sclerotiorum 1980 UF-70 is the source of this 996-nucleotide messenger RNA. RefSeq lists its product as hypothetical. The coding region runs from base 1 to 996 and encodes 331 amino acids. The record is from RefSeq and is a predicted model, not a curated record. NCBI's taxonomy places the organism in Eukaryota, Fungi, Ascomycota, Leotiomycetes, Helotiales, Sclerotiniaceae. The transcript has 2 exons.
AUGGUCUUUCUCAAUACUUCCACACCUUCCUACUUAACGCACUAUUCAUCCACUCUUCUCCAAAAAUACAGACCUACUCAUGGAUCUUCCGCUAUUGGGAAUAGUACACUCGGAUUUCAGAAAAUCUUCGCAUUGGGGUUACCAGAACGAAGUGAUAAGAGAGAUGCUCUUACGUUGAUUAGUAGUUUGACCGAAUUCAAGAUUGAAUGGGUAGAUGGAGUAAAGGGGGAAUCGGUGACGGAUAAAGCUGUGCCAAUUGUCGAACAAAAUCUUACCAGCGCAUUAAUAAUCGAAGAUGAUAUGGAUUGGGAUAUUCGUCUAAAAUCUCAACUACUUACUUUCGCUGCUGGUUCUAAGUUUAUCCAAUACCCUUCAACCGCACCUACACACCUUAUUUCCCCCUAUGGCGAUAACUGGGAUUUACUCUGGCUCGGCCACUGUGGCGAAGUAUUUCCCGAGACUCUCGAUGAAUAUAAAUCCCUCCCUCGUUCUUCUCCCCAAAUCACACAUCUCUCCCGAAAGUACAUCAUAACCUCCGAUCCCACAGUCCCACCUCCCGCAUAUUUCAAAGGUUUCCAAAAUGCCACGCAAAAUCCAUACACAAGAUGGGUCCACACAUCCGGAGGACCAAUUUGCACAUUCGCAUAUGCAUUAAGUCAACAAGGAGCAAGGAAAGUCCUCUGGGAUUUAAGUGUCGAUAAACUAGCAGGACCAUUCGAUAAUGCAUUAGCGGGACUAUGUCGAUGGGGAAGAGAUAAAAAGAGAUUGGGAAUGAGAUGCAUAAGUGUUACACCAGGGUUAUUUCAACAUCAUAAAGCAAGAGGAUGGAUAGGUGGGGAUUCGGAUAUUCAGAAGGUGGGUGGUGGUGGUGUUAAAGGAGAGGUGAGGGAGAAGGGAACGACGGAAAAUGUGGUUUGGAGUGCGAGGAUGAAUGUUAGGGAGUUGUUGACGGGGGAGAAGGUCAGAGGUCAAUGGGAUGAUGAGGGUGGAAAAUAG